ACAGAUAUGUCAACAACAGAGAACACAACAACAGUUAUAGUCCAUGAAGCUAUAAAUGAAGAAUAUGAGUACAUACAGUUUAACAAACAACUCCGUCUCAUUCGUUCAGUCAAAGACGAUAUGUACCAAAUGCAAAGUAUUUUGAAUGCUCUUCGUUCUACAAGGCAAGCAUAUCAUUGGUUUGAAAACCAACAGGCACAAGAACUUUUAGAAGAAUUUCCUCAUAUGUUUGCUACCCUCGGAAAACCGAGGGUAGAGAUUCCGUACGAAAAUCGCAAGAAUUUGGCUCCUGGUUUGAGAGGUUAUUAUGUUCAUAGACUUCUUGUAAAUGCUGUUGCAAUGUGGGCUUCACCUCGCUAUGCUUGUUAUAUUUUCAUGAUGUUAGAUGAAAUUCAUAGACAAGAACGUGAAGAGAUGGAAAACAAGCUUGAAGCAAAAGACAAAAGCAUACAGAAAAGAAUACCACGUUCGGUACCAAAAGGAAAGGAAAAGAACUAUAAGUAUAUGAUUUAUACUGAAGAGAUGGAAAAUGAAGAAGACAGAGAUAUGGUUAUGUUGCAUUUAGUCAGAAGAAACAACAAAAGCUUUUACGACCUUGCUAAGAUUUACAAAUCUGACAGAAAUUGGUUCUAUCGCGAAAACUUACCGAUUUCAAUGACACCGAAUGAAGAUGUGAAACAAAUAGUUCAAGAUACGUUACCUCAAACACACUAUGAUAUUAAAGGUUGUACAAUUCUUACCUUCAAAGAAGAUUUGCCAUUGUUAAAGGAAAAAAUAACAGAGUAUUUUGACAACUUCAAACAAGCAGAGUAA
Messenger RNA from Trichomonas vaginalis G3, 813 nucleotides. Its product is annotated as KilA, N-terminal/APSES-type HTH, DNA-binding family. The record is from RefSeq and is a predicted model, not a curated record. Lineage: Eukaryota; Parabasalia; Trichomonadida; Trichomonadidae. The transcript has a single exon. The annotation marks the transcript as partial.